CAUCAGUUAGUGUUGAAGCCAGUCAAUCAGACCACCAUGGCUGUGAACAUCCCAGGAGUGAUAUCAAUUGUGUUUUUCUACCUGCUGGUCCUUGGGACUGGUAUUUGGGCUUCUUUCAAGUCCAGAAGGGAACAGAAGAAAAGUGCAGCCAAUGACAUGGAGAUGGCCCUGCUGGGAAACCGGCAUAUCAGCUGGGUGGUGGGGAUAUUCACAAUGACAGCAACAUGGGUCGGAGGAGCCUUCAUUGUUGGCACAGCUGAAAUUGUGUACAUACCGUCUAUGGGACUAACCUGGGUGGUCAUGAUGUUACUGGCAUACAGCUCAUCUUUUGUUCUUGGUGGCUUGGUGUUUGCCAAGCCAAUGAGAGAAAGAAAGUAUGUGACAAUGUUGGACCCUUUCCAUUUCAAAUAUGGAAAAGUACUAACAGCUGUUCUAAGCCUGGCCUCAAUUUUUAUGGAUGUGGUGUGGGUGCCCUCAACACUAAUUGGUUUAGGAGGAACCAUGAGUGUGGUCCUGGAUGUGUCCUACAGUAUUUGCAUCUGGAUCUCUGCUGCUGUUGCCAUCAUCUAUACAUUGAUGGGUGGUCUCUACUCUGUGGCCUACACAGAUAUUAUACAGCUUGUUCUUAUCUUCUUAAGCAUGUGGAUCUGUGUUCCUUUCGUUCUGAUGAACCCUAACUGCUUGGACAUCAGCCAGACACUGAUGAACAACACCUUACAUGCUCCCUGGAUUGGUGCACCAGGACUGAAAGAGACCUGGAUAAUGAUUGAUGAUUUCUUAUUCUUGGCACUGUCGAGUCUGUCAUAUCAGUGCUUCUACCAGAGGGCUUUGUCGGCUUCUUCCUUAUCCGCAGCUAGGCUCACAUGCUUUGUCGCGGCUUCCAUCUUACCUGUAUUUGGGAUACCCUCUUUGCUCCUUGGGGCAGCUGCUGCAUCUACAGACUGGAACCUGACUUCCUAUGGCUCUCCAUCUCCAUAUGAACGUGGGGAAGCAGCUCAAAUCCUGCCCAUCACCCUGGAGCAUCUUACCCCAUUCUACAUCUCCAUUAUUGGUACUGGAUGUGUGGCUGCUGCGGUGAUGUCAUCGGUCGACUCUGCUUUGCUUUCUGCCGCUUCUGUCUUCUCUUCCAACAUAUACAAGAACAUCCUGAGGACACAGGCAUCAGAAAGGGAGAUGCAGUGGGUGAUCCGCGUUGCUGUGGUGGUGGUGGGUUUGGCUAGUACGUCACUGACCAGCCAACAAAACAGCAUCAUUAUGUUCUUGCUUGUUGGUGCUGAAGUGGCCUACAUCACAAUCUUCCCUCAACUUGUCUGCGUUCUUUUCUUCAGUAUCUCUAAUGGUUACGGAGCUGUUAUGGGCUUGCUGGUGGGACUGGUGUUAAGACUGCUCGUUGGAAUCCCAUUAGUAGGGCUGCCAGUUGUCCUCCACUUCCCAGGAUGCACUCUUGAGGAUGGUGUUUAUGUCCAGUAUGCUCCAGUUAAGACCAUCUGUAUGCUGUCUGCCAUUGCUGCCAUUCUGUUCUUCUCCUAUCUGACCUCUGUGCUCUUCAACAAAGGUCUGCUUCCUGAAAAGUGUGAUGUGUUUAAGGUGAAAGCCCAGCACUCACCACAGCCACUAACACUGGUAGAUAAUGUCACAGAACACAAUGAAAAUGAGGCAUUGAACAUAAACUGCUCUCAGACUGAGGCGUCACAGCCAAUGGCUAGCACAGAGUUUUAGUUUGCCUGAGUACCUGUGCUGUUUUUGCAGCUGUGAUCUAUGGAAAAAAUGUUGGCAACAAGGUGUAAGGAUUAUUACAAUUUAAUAAAUUUUGUAACAGUGUUGUGCAAUUGUACAAUAUGCAGUUAACAAGUUCAGAACGUACAAACCAUAAGAGAUUUAACUGUCUUAAUCUUUACAUCUAUAUAUAUUCAUUAUCCUAUCCUAAUGUUUUCUUUGGGAUGCUCUUUGCUGUUAAACAAUUAACAGUCACCCCUUUUUAUUAGUUAAAGACUAGAACAAAUAGGGGAGGAGGGCAGGCUUUAAUCUGGCAUUCAGCUCUUUAACAUCCCCCACAUUUAAACACAUUUUAAUUUUAAUCGGUUUUGUGCUUCCGGUAUAAUCAAUGCUUUUUGUUUUAAUCAACCUACUGUAGGCUUAAUAAAACUGAUUAACAGAUUGAUUUGUAAAUAAAUAAAUAAAUAAAGUAAAUAAACUUUUCUAGUCGUGACGACCACUCAUAGUGCUUUACACUACAAGUCAUAUUCACCGAUUCACCCCCCCGACACUGGGACAGGUGAGACAUUGGCCAGGGUGGUCGACUCAAGGUCCGAUUUGGGAUCCAACUGGGUGUCGAUCAUGGUGUGGGGCCACUGAGCAGCAAAGGCUCUGGGUCACUUGGCUGAGGCUGGAACUGGAACAUGGGAACCUGAGGCUGAGGCUCUGUUUUAUUGUAUUGAAUUAUAUUGUAAAGCUUUUAAUAUUUAAAUGCACAUCAGAAAUGAAAGUUUAAUGUGACCAUUGAAGGAAUGUCAAUAUCUGAUCAAUGAAUUAAUUAGGAUUCUUACAGUAGCUGUGUAAUUCUGUAUGAAAAUCCUCUCCAGUAGUUUUUUAAAUCACUGCAGCCAUUUGAAGGCAGCAGGACAAACAGGUUUGAUACAUCAACAGCUUCUGAUUUGAGAGGUGACCUUUUUGUUAUGAUGCUUACCAUCUGUCUUUCACUGUUGAGAAAAACACAAUAGGUUAUUUGUACAUGACCACAGUUAUGGUGUCAUCUAUGUCAAGCCUUUUAGGCGGAUCCAUCAAAUGUAAAACUAAAAUGAAACCUGACCUGCGAGCAGCUUGCAUUAAUCAGUUAUUGAUGGCUGUCCAAUUAAUGUGGUUGGUUGUGUAUUUACUGGCUGUUAGCAUUCUUGCUUUUCCAAAAUUAACUAUAUGUUCAUACAUUCACAUCAGCCUGCCUACUGUUAAGGCAAAUAACAACAACAGUUUUGUUUUUAUUUGCAGUUUGUUCCUGCAUUCAACACGGCACAUAUUUUGUUGUUUUUUGUUUUCUAAAUAAAUCACUGAACUAUUCAGGACUGGCCAGUGUCUGCAUUUGGGUCCUCACACCUGCAUCCCUAAACACCAAGUCAUGACAGACAUAAACGUAACAUUUCCAUUCAGUUAUUUGACAGAGGCUUUUAUCCAAGGUGACUUACAAGUGUCCACAACAGUCCAAAACCUUGAAGUAGGCACUAAGUACUAAAUCUGUCCAAUGAGACAAACAACUUAAAGGACACUUUUGUCUGAAUGACAAAAAACCAUUGUGUUAACAGCUUGAUGUCAACUAUGUUAUACAUUCCAUGUCAGAAAAGGACUUAACAGGAAAUGAAAACAGAGCUCCGUGUGUUUUCUUUUUGAUGGCUGUCAACUCAUCAUUCCAUUGCAUUGCCAAUUAGUUGGUAUUUUUUUCUUCUGUAAUACCUCCCUCUGUGGAGUA
Lates calcarifer (barramundi perch) is the source of this 3460-nucleotide messenger RNA. RefSeq names its product high-affinity choline transporter 1-like. The transcript has 8 exons. Gene Ontology annotation, cellular component: plasma membrane. NCBI's taxonomy places the organism in Eukaryota, Metazoa, Chordata, Actinopteri, Centropomidae. Gene Ontology annotation, biological process: choline transport; acetylcholine biosynthetic process; transmembrane transport. Bases 37 to 1719 code for a protein of 560 amino acids. Gene Ontology annotation, molecular function: choline:sodium symporter activity. The record is from RefSeq and is a predicted model, not a curated record.